AUGUCGAUGCAGAGGGUGAGGCAGAGGUCAACAUUCCCGUCAUCCACAUUCAAUGUGGGGAUUCGAUUUCGAGAAUGCAGCCUCAACCUAGGAGAAUGGAAGGACCACGUGCUCUUGUCUGGGUUUUCCAGAUGUCAAUGA
Penicillium oxalicum is the source of this 141-nucleotide messenger RNA. RefSeq lists its product as uncharacterized. NCBI's taxonomy places the organism in Eukaryota, Fungi, Ascomycota, Eurotiomycetes, Eurotiales, Aspergillaceae. The coding region runs from base 1 to 141 and encodes 46 amino acids. The record is from RefSeq and is a predicted model, not a curated record. The transcript has a single exon.